This is a messenger RNA of Spea bombifrons (plains spadefoot toad), 2547 nucleotides long. Its product is annotated as transmembrane channel-like protein 2-B. Gene Ontology annotation, molecular function: mechanosensitive monoatomic ion channel activity. The record is from RefSeq and is a predicted model, not a curated record. Bases 1 to 2547 code for a protein of 848 amino acids. The transcript is spliced from 20 exons. Gene Ontology annotation, biological process: vestibular reflex; detection of mechanical stimulus involved in sensory perception of sound. Lineage: Eukaryota; Metazoa; Chordata; Amphibia; Anura; Pelobatidae. Gene Ontology annotation, cellular component: plasma membrane.
AUGGUUAAAAAAAUGAAAGGUCGACUGGAGAGUAUAAUGGAUGAAGUUGGGAUUGAUGUUGAUGGAUACAUAGAUAGCACAGAAACAGAAACAGAUGAUUCAAGUUUAGGAUACAGAACAAACAGACGACAGGCUCGAUAUCUACAGAAUCAUCUUGACAAUAAAGAAAAUAGCGAGAGUGAGGAAAGUGAAAUCUCUUUACCAAAACGAAAGCAAAUUUUAAGAAAAAAGUCCAACAGAAGAAGAGAUAUCAGUUCUUCAUCGUCUUCGUCUUCCUCAAGUUCUGAUGAAGAAAGCCUUUCAGAGGGUGAAAGAGAAAGGCUAAUGGAACAAAUAGAAGAAAAGAAAAAGCUGAUUUCUAGUAUCAGAUGCAAGCCUUGGCGCAUGGCAAAAAAGCUGCACAUGAUCAAGGAAGCGCAAGACUUUGUUGAGAAAUUUGAAGGAAGCCUGGGAAGAGGAAAAGGGAGAAAACUGUAUGCUUACAAAGUCAUGAUGACCAAGAAAUUGAUGAAGUUUAAAAGGGACUUCGACAAUUUUAAAACUGCAUUAGUUCCUUGGGAAAUGAAAAUAAAAGAAAUUGAAAGUCACUUUGGAUCAUCAGUGGCAUCAUACUUCAUAUUCCUUAGAUGGAUGUAUGGUGUCAACAUUGUCCUUUUAGGACUAGUGGUAGGACUGAUCGUCAUUCCAGAGGUCUUAAUGGGAUUACCGUAUGGAAGUAUUCCUAGAAAGACUGUACCAAGAGGUGAACAGGAAACAGCAAUGAAUUAUGACGUGCUUAGUGAGUUUGGGGGAGUCUUACAAUACUCACCUUUGUUUUAUGGGUACUACAAUAAUCAGAGAACAAUCGGCUUUCUCCAAUACAGACUUCCUCUGGCGUAUUUUCUAGUUGGUGCAGGUGUUUUUGGAUACAGUCUAAUUGUUGUGAUAAGAACAAUGGCAAAAAACAUAAAUGAAAGCACGGCAGAUGGGGAUGAUGACAAUUUUAUAUUCAGCUGGAAAAUGUUCACAAGUUGGGAUUAUCUGAUUGGCAACUCUGAAACUGCAGACAAUAAAUUUGCUUCAAUUACAACCAUCUUUAAGGAAUCCAUUGUGGAUGAACAGGAAAAUACAAAGGAAGAAAAUGUUCACCUAAGACGUUUUCUAAUUGUCCUGGCCAAUGUUUUGAUUCUAAUUUGUCUCGGAGGAAGUGGCUAUCUAAUAUUCUUUGUUGUUAAACGAUCACAGCAAUUUAAAAAGAUGGAUCAAAUAAGCUGGUAUCAGAACAAUGAGAUAGAGAUUGUAAUGUCGCUGCUGUCAAUGUUUUGCCCGCCUCUAUUUGAAACAAUUGCUGUGAUGGAAAAUUAUCAUCCUAGACUGGCAUUAAAAUGGCAGCUUGGCCGAAUAUUUGCUCUGUUUCUUGGAAAUUUGUAUACAUUUUUGCUGGCAUUAAUUGAUGAUGUAAAUGAAAAGAUAGCUGAAGAAGAGAUUAUAAAGAAUCAAACUAAGUGGGUCUUGUUCAACUAUUACAAUGCAUCCUCAGUUAAUGGAAGUACUCCAUCACCUAUGAACCCAGCUGAUGUGCCCCGUGGACCAUGUUGGGAAACAACUGUGGGUCUUGAAUUUGUAAAGCUUACCAUAUCUGACACACAAGUGACUUACAUAACCAUCCUUAUGGGUGAUUUCGGUCGUGCUGUUAUCGUCAGAUUUCUGAACUACUGUUGGUGUUGGGACUUGGAAUACGGUUUUCCAUCCUACGCUGAAUUUGAUAUCAGUGGAAAUGUUCUUGGCCUUAUUUUCAAUCAAGGCAUGAUCUGGAUGGGGGCUUUUUAUGCCCCUGGUUUGAUUGUUGUGAAUGUUCUGCGUCUUCUGUCAUCAAUGUACUUACAGUGCUGGGCUGUAAUGAGCAGCAAUGUCCCCCAUGAACGUGUUUUCAAAGCAUCCAAAUCAAAUAACUUUUAUAUGGGACUUUUGCUGCUUGUUCUCUUCAUGAGUCUCCUUCCUGUUGCAUAUACCAUAAUGUCUCUAUCUCCUUCUUUUGAUUGUGGACCAUUCAGUGGAAAACAAAGAAUGUACGAUGUCAUUCAAGAAACAAUGGAAAAGGAUUUCCCAUCUUUUAUUAGUAACUUAUUUGGUUAUGUGGCCAAUCCAGGAGUUAUAAUAGCAGUUGUUCUUCUUAUGGUGUGGCUUGCUAUAUAUUACCUUAAUGCUAUAUCAAAAGCGUACAAAAAUGCCAACAUUGAAUUCAAGAAGAAGAUGCAGAGGAAACGUGAAGAAGAAAAAAGCAAAAGAAACAACACAAGCACAACUAAUGAAAUAAUGAAAGAUUUGGAAGAACUGCUCCCUCCCAAUGUGAGGUAUGGGAUUCAACAGGAGAACAAGGAAAAAGAUCAAAAACCUAUUACAACUAACACGAAGCCUGAACCAGCUAACAACAUCUCGAACAUAAAGUCUACCAAACACUCAUUAUCUAUACCAUCGGGUCCACGUCUGACCAUUACCAAACCACCAGGACAAAAGUCUUUACCACCUACUACCCGGAAGCUCACCACUAGUUCUGUAAAACCUUAG